GCCGCCGCCGCCGCAGCGUGGAGACCGGAUUCCCGCGGCCUGGGAGCCAUGCGCCGCGGUCGGUGAUGUCCGCGGAACAGGACAAGGACCCCAUCGCGCUGAAGAGAGUCCGAGGUGGUGAUAGUGGACUGGAUGGGUUAGGAGGACCAGGUCUACAACUAGGAAGUCCAGAUAAGAAAAAACGCAAGGCAAAUACACAGGGACCUUCUUUUCCUCCACUGUCUGAGUAUGCUCCACCACCAAAUCCCAACUCUGACCAUCUAGUGGCUGCUAAUCCAUUUGAUGACAACUAUAAUACUAUUUCCUAUAAACCAAUACCUUCAUCAAAUCCAUAUAUUGGCCCCAGUUAUCCUGGCUUUGGAGGCUAUAACACAUUCAGAAUGCCACCACACGUCCCCCCAAGAAUGUCUUCUCCCUACUGUGGCCCUUACUCACUCAGGAAUCAGCCACACCCAUUUCCUCAGAAUCCUUUGGGCAUGGGUUUUAAUCGACCUCAUGCUUUUAACUUUGGGCCACAUGAUAAUCCAAGUUUUGGAAAUCCAUCUUAUAAUAAUGUGCUAAGUCAAAAUGUUAAUAUACCCAAUCAACACUUUAGACAAAAUCCUACUGAAAACUUCAGUCAGAUUCCUCCACAGAAUGUUGGGCAAGUAUCCAACCCUGAUUUGGCAUCUAAUUUUGUCCCUGGAAAUAACUCAAAUUUUACCUCUUCAUUAGAAUCAAAUCAUUCUUUUAUCCCACCUCCAAACACUUUUGGUCAAGCAAAAGCACCACCUCCGAAACAAGACUUUCCCCAAGGAGCCACCAAAAGCACAAGUCAACAUUCCUCCACUCUUCCACCUCACUUAAAUAUGGAUGACACGGGGAGUCAGAGUAAUAUUGAAUUGAAAAAUGUUACCCGAAACAAUGUAGUCAAUCCGGAGAACAGCCGUUCAAGUAGCACUGAAGCCACAAACAACAGCCAUGCAAAUGGGACACAGAAUAAGCCACGGCCCCCCAGAGGUGCAGCUGAGGUGUGCAGUGCCGAGAAAAGCAAUAAAUCCUCCCUCCACCACAGCCGCCAUGGCCAUUCGUCUUCUGACCCUGUGUAUCCCUGUGGAAUUUGCACAAAUGAAGUGAAUGACGAUCAGGAUGCCAUCCUCUGUGAGGCCUCCUGUCAGAAGUGGUUCCACCGCAUCUGCACGGGGAUGACUGAGACAGCAUAUGGCCUCCUUACUGCGGAAGCAUCGGCAGUGUGGGGCUGUGAUACCUGCAUGGCUGACAAGGAUGUGCAGUUAACGCGCACCAGAGAAACUUUCGGCCCUCCUGCGGUGGGCAGUGAUGCUUAAUCACAGGCAGAACUGAAGUGGGUUCCCCCUGUGUAUUCCAGAGGCUCGGUGACACAGGAUUGAAAUACUUUACAUUAUUUUUUUAAAUGCACACAAAGACACUUGGUUACCUUUAAGUUCUUCCUAAUAUUCUACUUCAUUGCUAGUGCAUA
Molecule: messenger RNA, 1477 nt
Organism: Dipodomys spectabilis (banner-tailed kangaroo rat)
Lineage: Eukaryota; Metazoa; Chordata; Mammalia; Rodentia; Heteromyidae
Gene: Pygo1
Product: pygopus family PHD finger 1
Exons: 3
Coding region: 66-1325 (419 amino acids)
Source: RefSeq, a predicted model, not a curated record